This is a messenger RNA of Urocitellus parryii (Arctic ground squirrel), 1269 nucleotides long. Lineage: Eukaryota; Metazoa; Chordata; Mammalia; Rodentia; Sciuridae. The record is from RefSeq and is a predicted model, not a curated record.
AUGGCGGCGCCGCUUUGGUCAAAGAUGAGCGCGGCACCUGUGAGCGUGGCCCAGAGGCGGCAUUAUGAUGUAGGAAUACAAAAGGAUGGCACACCAAAGACAGCGUUUGAGCGGGGACUAGAACUACAUGCCAAAGUCACAGUUUUUGUGGAGGGUUGCCUUGGACACCUAGCCAAGCAACUAUACAAGAAAUUUGAUUUGAGGGCCAUUUGUGAUCCUCAAACCUAGGGGAUUGGACUGAAGGAGUUAUGGAUUAUUGAUGAAAAGAAGUGUAAACCUGGGAGAGUGGAUCACACAGUUGGAUGGCCCUUGGACAGGCAUACUUAUGGAGGCGCUUUCCUCUAUCAUUUAAAUGAAGGUGAACCCCUAGUAGCUCUUGGUUUUGUGGUUGGUCUAGACUAUCAAGAUCCUUACCUGAGUCCAUUCAGAGAAUUCCUAAGGUGGAAACAUCAUCCCAGCAUUCAGCCAACAUUGGAAGGUGGGAAAAGAAUUGCCUUUGGAGCCAGAGCUCUCAAUGAAGGUGGCUUUCAKUCUAUACCAAAACUCACCUUUCCUGGUGGUUUACUAAUUGGUUGUAGCCCUGGCUUCUUGAAUGUUCCCAAGAUCAAAGGUAUCCAUACAGCAAUGAAAAGUGGAAGUUUGGCAGCAGACUCAAUUUUUCAUCAACUAACUAGUGAAAAUCUCCAAUCAAAGACAAUAGGACUCCAUGUAAUCGAGUAUGAGGACAAUUUGAAGAAAUCUUGGGUGUGGAAAGAGCUGUAUUCUGUUAGAAAUAUAAGACCUUCCUGCCAUGGAGCAUUGGGUUUAUAUGGAGGGAUGAUUUACACUGGAAUAUUUUACUGGAUAUUGAGAGGAAUGGAACCAUGGACCCUAAAACAUAAAGGUUCUGACUCUGAUCAGCUUAAGCCAGCCAAAGAUUGCACAACUAUUGAGUAUCCAAAACCUGAUGGACAGACCAGUUUUGACCUCUUGUCAUCUGUGGCUUUAAGUGGUACUAAUCAUGAACAUGACCAGCCAGCACAUUUAACUUUAAAGGAUGACAGCAUACCUAUAAACAGAAAUCUAUCAAUAUAUGAUGGGCCUGAGCAGCGAUUCUGCCCUGCAGGAGUUUAUGAAUUUGUACCUUUGGAACAAGGUGAUGGAUUUCGGUUACAGAUAAAUGCUCAGAACUGUGUGCACUGUAAAACAUGUGAUAUUAAAGAUCCAAGUGAGAAUAUUAACUGGAUGGUGCCCGAAGUUGGAGGAGGACCAGCUUAUAAUGGAAUGUAA